This is a messenger RNA of Diospyros lotus (date-plum), 3079 nucleotides long. Its product is annotated as geranylgeranyl transferase type-2 subunit beta 1-like. The transcript is spliced from 13 exons. NCBI's taxonomy places the organism in Eukaryota, Viridiplantae, Streptophyta, Magnoliopsida, Ericales, Ebenaceae. The record is from RefSeq and is a predicted model, not a curated record. Gene Ontology annotation, cellular component: Rab-protein geranylgeranyltransferase complex. The coding region runs from base 1905 to 2846 and encodes 313 amino acids. Gene Ontology annotation, molecular function: Rab geranylgeranyltransferase activity. Gene Ontology annotation, biological process: protein geranylgeranylation.
UCCAGCAAAUCCCCAAAUCCCUCAAUCCCCAUUGCCGCCUUCAUCUCCAGCUCCCUCUCUCUCUCUCUCUCUCUCUCUCUCUCAUACUCCUGCCGUCGCCGCUGCCGCCUUCGGCUCCAUCGUGGCCUCCUCGCUGCCUCUACGUCGCCUACUGGUCGUCGCCUCUAUAUCGCGGCCUCCUCCUAGUCACCGUCUCCGCCAUCGCAGCUCCAACGCAUCGCCUCUGGCGCCGCGGCCUUUAGACCACUGCCUCCGGCGCCUCCACCUCUAUCGCUGUUCAGCUCAUUGCUCGAGUACAAAUGUCAAAGAAUUGGAUGUUUCCUUUACACCUUAAUACGACAAGUGAAUCAUGCUUUCUUGGACUGAUUGAAAGCGAGUCAGGGAAAUGGUAUUUGCGAUUUGGGCAUCUUCAUUUUAAUGGACUAAGGCUGUUAUCUUCAACUGGCAUGGUGCAUGGCUUACCAACUAUUGAACCAUCAGAUCGUGUAUGUGAAGGAUGUGUAUUUGCUAAGCAGUCUCGCCUUCCUUUCCUCAAUAUUUCUUCAUGGAGAGCAAAUGCACCUUUGCAACUAGUGCACGCAGACAUUUUUGGACCAAUAGAACCUCAUUCUUUUGGUGGAAAUAAAUACUUCAUAACCUUCAUUGAUGAUUUCAGCCGAAAGGGAUUAUGGUAUAGGACAUCAACUAACAACUGCAUACUCUCCACAACAAAAUGGGAUUGCAGAGAGAAAGAAUCGAACCAUACUUGACCUGACAAGAACACUACUUAAAGAAAAGAGUUUGUCGAAAGAGUUUUGGGCUGAAGCCGUUGCAUGCUCAAUUUAUCUCCUCAAUAGGUGUCCUACAAAAAGUGUCAAAUACAUGACGCCACAAGAAGCUUGGAGUGGAUACAAACCGAGUGUUGAUCAUUUGAGGAUUUUUGGGUGUCUUGCAUAUGCCCAAAUACCUGAGAGCAGAAGGAAGAAAUUGGAUGAUCAUGGUCAAAAGUGCAUUUUUGUUGGUUAUAGUGAAGAAUCAAAAGCCUAUAAACUAUACAAUCCACUAACAAAACAGUUAGUGAUUAGUAGAGAUGUAGUCUUCGAUGAAGCAACAACUUGGGACUGGAGUAGGGACAAUGACAGGAGUGAUAGCAUUAUAGUCCAAGAGGAUGUAACAAUUCAAUCUCUACCUAUUGCAAAACAAACAUCAUCAACUACUAUCACAUCUUCUCAUAGUGCAAGCAAUAGUAAUUCGCCUUCAGAUGUUGGAAAUGAUAGUUCAUCUCCAUGGAUGAGAAAUAUUCAAGAUAUUUAUAGGGCUCCUGAAGAAAUAGAAGGAGAGGCACUAAACUUAUUUUGUUUGUAUGCUGAUCAUGAGCCUAUAAAUUUUGAACAAGCAAUAAUAGAAGAGUGUUGUAAGACCACUAUGGAAGAAGAAAUUAUGGCUAUCAACAAGAAUGACACAUGGGAGUUAUCCCAACUUCCACCAAACCAACAAGCAAUCGGGGUGAAAUGGGUAUACAAAAUCAAGCAUAAUGCAGAUGGUAGUAUUGCUCAUCACAAAGCACGGCUUGUAGUCAAAGGUUAUAAGCAUAAGUAUGGAAUCGAUUUUGAAGAAGUGUUUGCACUAGUGGUCCGAUUUGAUACAGUAAGAUUACUUUUCUCUCUUGCCACAUCUCAUAGUUGGAAAAUCUACCAACUUGAUGUUAAGUUAGCUUUUCUUAAUGGGGUUCUUGAGGAGGAAGUAUAUGCCAACCAGCCAGAAGGUUUUCAAAUAAAGGGAGAAGAACACAAGGUUUAUAUAUUGAAAAAAGCCUUGUACGACCUCAAGCAAGCUCCACGAGCAUGGAAUUCACACAUGGAUGGCUAUCUUCAUCAAGCUGGUUUUGAUCAAUGCCCAUAUGAACCCUGUGUCUAUACAAAAGAAUGGGGGAACUAGAAGUUGAAAAGCAUGCUAACUACAUAUUAUCAGUGGAAAAGAAAAAGGACAGUUUUGAAUCUGUGGUGAUGGAACAUCUACGAAUCAAUGGAGCAUAUUGGGGUCUAACUACUCUGGAUCUCUUAGGGAAGAUUGAUGCAGUUAAUUCUGAGGAGGUGGUUUCAUGGGUCAUGAAGUGCCAACAUGAAUCUGGUGGGUUUGGUGGCAAUAUUGGACAUGAUCCACAUCUAUUGUAUACACUCAGUGCCAUUCAAAUUUUGGCACUUUUUGACAAGAUAAACAUACUAGAUGCUGAAAAGGUAUCAUACUAUAUAGCAAGCCUGCAGAAUGAAGAUGGAUCCUUUUCAGGUGACAUGUGGGGUGAAGUUGAUACACGGUUCUCUUAUAUUGCGAUAUGUUCUCUUGCACUAUUACAUGGCUUGGAAAAAAUUGAUGUGGAAAAAGCCGUAAAGUACAUUGUGAGUUGCAAGAAUCUGGAUGGUGGAUUUGGAUGCACACCUGGUGCAGAAUCUCAUGCAGGGCAAAUUUUCUGUUGUGUGGGUGCCCUUGCGAUAACUGGUUUUCUAGAUCUCGUUGAUAAGGACCUCCUUGGGUGGUGGUUAUGCGAAAGACAAGUUAAAUCUGGAGGUCUAAACGGCCGUCCUGAGAAGCUUCCUGAUGUCUGUUACUCUUGGUGGGUCCUUUCUAGCUUGAUCAUGAUCGAUAGAGUUCAUUGGAUUGACAAAGAAAAGCUUGUUAAAUAUAUCUUGGAUUGUCAGGAUAAAGAAAAGGGGGGUAUUUCAGAUAGGCCAGAUGAUGCUGUUGAUGUAUAUCAUACGUAUUUCGGAGUUGCUGGUCUUGCGCAUCUUGAGUAUCCAGGAUUGAAAGCCAUUGAUCCUGCCUAUGCUUUGCCAGUUGAUGUUGUGGAUAGGAUUUUCCUUGGCAGAUAAACGAUGCAGUUGACGGACCAUUGAUAUACUGAUGAACCAGUGAUCCCAAGGUUGGCCUGAUGGCAAGAGGUAUGGUGGUCCUCUCUGCAACUAGGGUUUAAAUUUCCUUGGAGUAAGCCUUGGUCUGUGGGCUGUUGCAUAAUACCCAAUGAGUUUAGUGCACACUCAAAUCAACAAAAGACACACAAACCAGUGACAGUGUCCGUAAAUUUUGUACGUAUGCCAUGAAUAGA